AUGAGCUUCUGGGAGCGUAACAAGCAUAUCAUCUAUAAAUACGGUCACAUCUAUGCAACCCUCUACGGCCUGAUGGUAAUCAAUUACAUACCACAAAGUCCAACCUACACACUCCCGCAUCGAAUUGCCGUUAUUUAUGGUCACGUGCUCAGUGUGUUUCUUAUUGUUGUACUACCCGUCUACUUUGCGCACAACAUCUCCGCGCUCACCGAAACGCGCGAUCAACGCGGACAACUGCUGCUGCUUGUCAACUUCGCCAAUACGCUGCUCAAGUAUAUAACUGUUGUUGUGACAUAUGUCGCGAAUUUCGCACACUACACAGCCAUACGUGCAGUCACCAGAAAACGACAACAGCUCGAAGAUGACUUCAAUAGCAGCCUUCAGAUGCUGCCUGUAUACGACGAAGGACCGCGCCGUCAAUUCGAAGCGAUGUUACUCUUCAAGUUCGGCCUCAUUAACGCCAUGAUGGCAGUGCAAGUGGCAAAUAUACUCUACCAGCACUUCACCGGCGCCCAUCCGGUGCUUGUAUAUAUCGCUGUGUACACAUUUGUGCUUUGGAACUAUACCGAGAAUAUGGCUGACUAUUUUUACUUCAUCAACAGCAGCGCUUUAAAAUUCUACCAACAACUUAACCAACAGCUUCGUCAGGUGGUGCGCGAAACUAAGCUGUUGCAUUACUUUCGGCUGUGCGGCCAACGGCGUGGCACUGUACCGCAUCUGUGCGGUUUACUGUGCGAGCGGCUGGAUACGUUGGCUCAGCGCUACCAACAAAUAAAUCUACUUUACCAAGACAGCCUGACAAUGCAUCAAUUCCAGAUACUCGGUCUUGUCUUCAUUACGCUCAUCAGCAAUCUCACUAACUCGUUCAUCCUCUUCAAUCUGUUUGUGAAGCAUUCACAGGCGCGCGCCUCGCCAGCUAUCGUACUUAACGCGCUGCAUGCCAUCAUCUUCUACGUGGACACUUACAUUGUGGCGUUGGUAAGUGAGAACAUCAGUCUGGAACUGCGAAACAUUAAUCAAACGUUGCGUCAGUUUAACCAGGUGGGCGAUCUGGAUGUACGCCUCCAGCAGACGAUCGAAUGCUUCACACUUUUCCUGAUGAAUAAUCGAGUGGAGGUUCGCAUUUGCGGUCUCUUUGUGCUGGACAGGCGGUUGACGUAUUUGACGGCAGCCACUGGAUUCUCAUAUUUCAUAACACUGGUGCAAUUCGAUUUGAAUUUGACAGGAACAAAGUAG
This is a messenger RNA of Anastrepha obliqua, 1236 nucleotides long. It is a transcript of the gene Gr10a, whose product is annotated as gustatory receptor 10a. The transcript is spliced from 2 exons. Gene Ontology annotation, cellular component: axon; dendrite; membrane. The coding region runs from base 1 to 1236 and encodes 411 amino acids. The record is from RefSeq and is a predicted model, not a curated record. Gene Ontology annotation, molecular function: sweet taste receptor activity. NCBI's taxonomy places the organism in Eukaryota, Metazoa, Arthropoda, Insecta, Diptera, Tephritidae. Gene Ontology annotation, biological process: sensory perception of taste.